Molecule: messenger RNA, 2604 nt
Organism: Neomonachus schauinslandi (Hawaiian monk seal)
Lineage: Eukaryota; Metazoa; Chordata; Mammalia; Carnivora; Phocidae
Gene: RBM43
Product: RNA binding motif protein 43
Source: RefSeq, a predicted model, not a curated record
UAGAUGUGUAAUUUGCAAAUAUUUUCAUGGUGUUCUUUUAUUCUAGUAUGCUAGGUGAUAUUGCUGAAGAAAAUUCAGUGGCUUAAAACAUCAGAGCUUUAUUUUUCAUUCCCAUAUAUUUUGUUAUGGGUCCAGGCAACUGUCUAGUGCAAAUGUGUUCUGCGUAUUAGCUCAGCAGUGCACAUUUCCUUCAAUGCAUUCUUCCAUGAGCACCAAGGCCAAGAGGAGAGCACUGGAGACUCUUGUGCUGCCAAUGAACUACCUUCACCAAACACGAGACAUGUCAGUUCUCUUCACUUUCAUUGGCUGAAUGAAUGAUAUGGCCUUGCCUAAAUCAAAGGCUGAGGAAGGGCAAUCUGUCCAGUGCCUGAAUUGAGAAGAUCAAGCGACAUUGGAGUGGAGCCAAGCUUCUUCAUGUUUGCCAGCCAUUUGCCUUUCUUCUUCAUGCUCUCUUUGACUUCGAAGCCAUGGACCCUGCGCUUUUCAACCCGUGCCCGGUGCACCUGGCCACCGCGCGACUGGCCCUGGGCAGGCAGGUGAGGAAGAGGAGAAACAGGUGUGGUGUGGUGAGAAGUCCCACGACUGGGGAGCUGAGGGCGCAGAAAGAACUGAGCACGGGACAGACACAGCCCCCGGAGAGUCCCGGGAUUACUGCCGGGGAUUCCUGCUGGCCCCCCUCCAGCGCGGUCGCAGAAGUUGUGAAACUACCGAGGCAGCAGCCGGCCCAGGUCGGAGCUUCCGCCCCGAGGCCAAGAGGCGCAGAGCAGCAGGAUGGGGUGGAGGGGCCGUCCUUUCCUCGCAUUGUCUCCAAGCUGGCGGCCGCCAAAAACUGAAAGCAAAACCUGCCUGCCGGGCCCCGCCUCGUGGCCCGCGCCGUGCUAGAUUUGGGCCCUGCCGGCAGCCGAAGGCGCGUCUCUCCUCCGCCAUGGCAUCAGGUUUGAAAGGCAAGGAAUCCAAAACUUCUGAAAGAACAGCUGCAGUUGCUGGUCGUUCGGUUGGCCUUUUUAAUGAUAAAUUACUGACCACAGUAGUGAAGACUCACUUCCAGGAUAUUAAGAAUGAAAGCAGAGUUGUUGAAAAUGUGAUAUAUCCAACAAGAACCAGGGGAGUUGAAAAUGUGACCUUCAAAGGAAAAAAAGGUACAGAGAAUGUCAACAGAAAACAGGAACACUGUCAGGCAGAAGAGCUUGGACCCUCUCAGUUCACAGACUCUCAUUUCAGUAAAAAGGUCUUCAGCUCUGUAAAAGCUAUUCUCGAUCUUUCUGUUUUUCGGAGUCAAGUCCCUCUAGAAAGUCUGGUAAUGGAUCUGAAAAGGAAAAACCCAACUUUAUGCUUCAGUCCUUUGGAACCCAAUGGAAGAAUCUCCAUCCAAGGAUCAUUUCUGGCUAUGCAGAAACUCAAAGAAUCUUUGCUAUUAAAAGCAAGUUCUCUUUUAGAAAAAAACAGGAAUUUUAUCAGUGAGGAGAAAAGAUGGAAUAGGCAGAACUCCAGAAGGCAGCUCCAGAGAAGUAGCUCUUUGGAGUCACUCGGGUCCUCAGUACCCGAGGCCACCAAGAGAGGAGAAACGCUUGUUCUCAACACAGAUAUUUUCCUUUACCUCAAAAAGAGCAGAUUUUAUGAAAGCACAUUGAAAAACUGUCAUGUUUUCUGUGAGGAAAGAGUGGAUGGUGCAAUUACCACAAUUUGUAUAAAAAAUGCUCAAGAAUGUUCUCAGCCAAACAAUGCAAAGGUUGUAAAAGCACUUUUUGAGGAAUAUUCACUUGCUCUUCACUUCGAGCUUAGAAAGGAGACACUUACUUUGAAAGGAAAGGAGAGUCGAAAUAAAAGAAAUAUUAAGUUGGCAUGUGAACAACUACGUUCGAGGUUCCCUCAGGUUCUGAUAAAUUUUUAUGAGACACACAUUGACAUUAUAGGAUCUUCUUCUGACACAAACUUGUUUAAAAAAGAGGUCAUGAAAUUAAUAAGGUUAGACAGGCGAUGAGAUCUCAGCUGUAAUAAUGACAAUGGCAGUUGCUUUUCCUUACUGAGUAGUGACGAUGCUGUAACUGACGCUGGCUUUACACACAUGAUCUCAUUUAAUCCUCGCAACCAUCCUUCAGUGUAGGCAUUGCUAUCCUCAUGUUGUAGGGGAAGAACCUAGGACUUGGAGAGGUUAAAACUUUUGUCUGGAGUUAUCCAGUGGGCAAGGAAUGGGGCUGCGGUUAAACUCAGCCUAUCUGACUACAAAAUGCUGGCAAAACUCUCUUGAGAAGCUACUUUGAUUGAAAGUACUUCCGAAGCAGGUAAUCAUUACUUGACUAAAUCUGAUUGGUACGAGGCCGCUGGACCAUAUAGGACAUUUUUAUUGUUGCUUAUUUAGCCUAAGUACCUAUAGAAAAUGUUGGUUCUGUUAGAAUUAUGAAGAAUUACAAAGUAUAGUGUCUUUUUUCUUUAUUCCCCCCUUUAUUUUAUAAUUGUAUGGUUAAAGUAAUAGCAUUUAAGGAAUAAAAUCAUGGGUGCUUCCUUAAAGAUGACGGAAGGAUUUGAAAAUUCAUUGCUGGGGUGCCCGGGUGGCUCAGUCGUUAAGCAUCUGCCUUCGGCUCCCAGGGUCCUGGGAUCGAGCCC